Molecule: messenger RNA, 2237 nt
Organism: Athalia rosae (coleseed sawfly)
Lineage: Eukaryota; Metazoa; Arthropoda; Insecta; Hymenoptera; Athaliidae
Product: WD repeat domain phosphoinositide-interacting protein 3
Exons: 6
Coding region: 183-1217 (344 amino acids)
Biological process (GO): autophagy of mitochondrion; nucleophagy; protein localization to phagophore assembly site
Cellular component (GO): phagophore assembly site membrane; cytosol; extrinsic component of membrane
Molecular function (GO): phosphatidylinositol-3,5-bisphosphate binding; phosphatidylinositol-3-phosphate binding; protein binding
Source: RefSeq, a predicted model, not a curated record
GUUGCGCAUGCGUGUGCAAUAAAAAUGGCAGAGCUAUCAUCUCUCUGUGGCCUCAAGGUGGCCUGGCCUGCCUGCAGCCGUUGAGAUGAACAGUGACAACGGUUGAACAACCGGCUAAAAUGUGAUCGGUAUAUGUGGUUGACCUAUUCGAAAAACGGCCCAAAAUUUAAAUUGUUUUCACGAUGAAUUUAACCGCGGGUAAUCCUCAUUCAAACGGCCUUUUGUACGCUGGUUUCAACCAGGACCAAGGCUGUUUUGCUUGUGGAAUGGAAAAUGGGUACAGAGUAUAUAAUUGUGACCCUCUGAAAGAAACAGAACGGCAUAAUUUCAGCAACGGAGGACUUGGAUACGUAGAGAUGUUGUUUAGGUGUAACUACUUGGCACUUGUUGGCGGUGGAGCCAAACCCAUGUACCCAACAAACAGAGUAAUGAUAUGGGAUGAUCUCAAGAAAAACCCUGCCAUAACGUUGGAAUUCAACGCCCCAGUUAAGGGAGUCAAAUUGCGGAGGGAUAGAAUAGUUGUAAUCCUCGAAGGAGUAAUAAAGGUCUACACGUUUACUCAAAAUCCUCAACAGCUCCAUGUUUUUGAGACGAAUCCAAACCCAAGAGGACUUUGCGUACUUUGCCCCAACAGCAAUAAUUCACUCCUGGCUUUUCCAGGAAGAAAAAAUGGUCACGUUCAGGUUAUAGAUCUGGCGAACACAGAGAAACAACCUCUUAACAUAGAGGCACAUGAAACCCCUUUAUCAUGUAUAUCUCUGAAUCUUCAGGGUACAAGACUUGCCACCGCAUCGGAAAAGGGGACGCUGAUAAGGGUAUUUGACACACAAAACGGAAAUAUGAUAAAUGAAUUACGCAGAGGCGCAAACCAUGCAAAUAUUUAUUGUAUAAACUUCAACCAUGAUUCAACAUGGCUAUGUGUAGCCAGUGAUCAUGGCACGGUUCACGUAUUUGCAGUUGAAGACCAAAAGCUCAAUCGUCAGUCAAGUUUGGCGUCAGCUACUUUUUUGCCAAAAUACUUUAGCUCAAACUGGAGUUUUUGCAAGUUUCAAGUACCUAGCGGACCCCAAUGUAUGUGUGCCUUUGGGAAAGACAACAACACAAUAAUCGUGAUAUGUGCCGAUGGUAGUUACCACAAAUUUUUAUUUAACAACAAGGGAGAGUGCAGCAGGGAUUUCUAUGCUCAAUUUUUAGAAAUGACUGACGACAAGAUGUGACUGAAGGAGAAAUCUUAAUAGCAAAAGAGUCGAAAUGUUACCUAUCACAGCAGAAAGAUCCACCGCAGUUUUCGUUCAUUUUGUCAAUUAUUUAAUCACAAAAAAAAUAUAUGACAUAAGAAGUCAUCGAAUUAAAACCGAAAUCGGACCAAAUUUUACAAGAUUAAUAGACUCACGCCUGUCUCGUUAAGGAGCAAUGCGUGAAAUUGUUACUGAAAAUAUCUUUGAAAAGGUAUUAACUUACCGAUUAAAAAGUACAUAACGAAGUUGUAAAAGAAUUCUGUUGCUGCGGCAAGAAUUAUACAUAUAUAAUAAUAUAUAUAUUGUAUAUAUGUUUUAAAUGUAUAUUAUCUGUACUGAUUAUAUAUUCAUUGGAGAUAUUGCUGAAGCGUUAAUGUGGAUUCGUUAGUAACGAUGCCUUUGAUGGCUGUGAGAAACUAAAUUUUUCUUAAACGUAUGUCCAGCCAAAUCUUGCUACUGUGAAUUAUCUCACUAGUAUCGUACGUGGUGAAUCUACAAACGUAUGUUGGAUUGAAACGGGGAAAAAUUCACUCAACAGUCGCCAUGCCACUUUUUUUGAUCAUUAUUCAGAUCCUUUGAUUCCAGUAGAUUUGUUUUUGCUAUUUCAGCGGCAGGCUCCAAAGAAUACGUUGUAGGUUGAAAUAAAAUUAUGAAGCUUUAUUUUUAAGAUUACAUAGCAUAGUUAUGGCAUUAUCAUGAUCGUCAUCAUCAUUGUCAACAUCAUCAUAAUCAUCAUCAUCAUCAUUUUUAUUAUUAUUAUCAUGAUUAUUAUACAUCAUAUACUGACAAAUGAAAAUACAUACAUCACUAUUGUCAAUAAUAAAAAUUCAACGAUAAUAAGUUGUCAACGUUGUAAUAAAUCAUUAACAAAUUUCAAAUCAAAUUUUCACUAAUCGAUUGAUUGUAACAUGGUAUAAUGAUGAUAAUAUGAUGUGAAUGUUGAAUUUUGAUAGCUGGCAUAAUGAAAUAAACAUGGUAAUAAAUGUAUUGUUGCUAUAA